This is a messenger RNA of Argiope bruennichi, 1457 nucleotides long. Its product is annotated as EARP-interacting protein homolog. Gene Ontology annotation, molecular function: protein binding. Gene Ontology annotation, biological process: protein ubiquitination. The record is from RefSeq and is a predicted model, not a curated record. NCBI's taxonomy places the organism in Eukaryota, Metazoa, Arthropoda, Arachnida, Araneae, Araneidae. The transcript is spliced from 2 exons. The coding region runs from base 196 to 1341 and encodes 381 amino acids.
UGUUUAUCAAAAAUAUUUGUCGUUUUUCGUUUCAUGCGCUGUUAUUUGGUAUCGCAAAUGAAAUUUUAAUGCUUUAUAAAUACUCUUACUUCUUCUAAUAUGUUUGGUCGUCGAACAGCAUUUUUUUUUUGUUUACGUUUACCAGCUAUAAGGUGGGAUUUUCAGCAGACAGCCGAUUAAUUUCAGCAAGCUAAAAUGGGUGAUGAUGCUCCAAUUAUAUAUGGAUUAGAAUUCCAAGCACGUGCUUUAAGUGCACAAAGUGCUGAAACUGAUAUCAUUAGAUUUUUUGUUGGAACACAAUCAUUGAAGUUUGACAACCAGAUUCAUCAACUAGAAUAUGAUGAAGAAAAUAACAGUAUAAUCAAAACUGUUUUUCUUCAUAGUUGUGGGGAAAUAUGGCAUAUAAGUACCUCACCCAAAAAUCCUAAUCUUCUCUCAACAUGUUAUAAUCAAAUAAAUGCUGAUGGAAAAUGUGAAAUGCAUGGGGCCCUAUGGAAACUACCUGCUAAUUCCAAAACUUAUAAUUCUGAUGAUUCAUCUUCUUCUUACCCAGCACUUGAGCAUGUAGCAGAUUUUGAUACAAGGGAAAGUAUUGGGGAAUUGAGAAGUAUUUUGUGGGAACCAGUAUCAGGACAAAGAGCAAUUACUUUAUCAGACAAUUCUUUUCAAUUAUGGGAUUUAAAUGAUGUUGCAAAACCUAUCCAGCAAUCUGAAGUAGUAUUUGAACAAAAGGGUCGACAGAAAUUUGUUUCUGCUGCUUGGAAUCCUCAUCAUAAUUGCAAUAUUGUUGCAACUUCUCUUGAUACAUCUAUCCGAAGUUGGGAUUUACGAUCAUCACAAAAUGCAUGGUCCAUAGAAAAUGCUCACGGACAGUUAGUUCGAUCCAUUGAUUUUAAUCCUAAUAAACAAUAUUACAUAGCAACUUGUGGAGAUGAUUGCCAGACAAGAUUUUGGGAUGUAAGAAAUGCCAGUGAACCUCUUCUAAUAUUUUCAAAUCAUUCACACUGGGUAUGGUGUGUAAGAUAUAAUAGUUUCCAUGAUCAACUUGUUUUAACAUCUAGUAGUGAUUCUAGGGUAAUUUUAUCAAGAGCUGCUUCUGUUUCCUCAGAGCCAUUUGGCCAUUUAUUGGAUGAAGAGGAAACCAAUAUUCCUGAAGAUGGAGAUAAAAAUAAUAAUAAAGUCCCUGAUGGCGUUAUUUCAGUCUUUGAAGAACAUGAAGAUAGUGUAUAUGCUGUUGAAUGGUCUACUGUAGAUCCCUGGCUAUUUGCUUCAUUGAGUUAUGAUGGCCGUCUAGUCAUUAACAAAGUACCUCGUGCAGAGAAAUACAGAAUACUUUUGUAAAAUAAAACUUACAUUGUUCUUUUUUUUAAAAAAAGCACUAUACAUUCCCAGUUCUGUUAAUAAAUUUAUAUGUAUAUUUUACAAAAUGUUUAUAAAGCUAUGGCUGAAUCAGUAAA